AUUCAAAACCUUCACAUUAGCAUUGAUACUCCAUAAAUUUUCCCCAGGUUUAACAUGGUUGAGUCAGUGUAGUUUUGGACCAAUCUAUUGAGCAUAAUUCAGUAGAGUUUUUUUCAACGAAGAAACAGUGGCCAGCAAUGAACGGCACGAUUCUGUUAAGAUUGGUUAUGGUGCUAGUUCCAGCAGCUCUAGCCCAGAUUCCCACGGGAUGUGUCAAGAUUAGGAGCGUUCACAGCCCAAAGUUUGUGCUAAAAUACAAGGAUUCUGAGCAAAAAAUAGACAACUGUCGUUGGAAUAUCCUGCCGGAUGGCGCUUUCCACAAGAUCAAGCUGGAAACGAUGGACGAAGAGUUGUACGAGUCGAAAAAGAGCACAAAGUACGGCAACGUGUUUACCUACAAUCCCAAGUCUGAGAAAAAGGACAAGGGCAAAGCUGCCCAGUGGAUCGUCACUAAGGCGCGGGGAGAUAAGUUUCACAUCAAGAAUGUAAAAUAUGACCACUGCAUGAUGGCCAAGGGAGGCACCGUGCUGAUCGGCGAUAAAGAUUGUGACGGCGAGAAAUACGAGUGGCUUUUGGAAGCUUGUGGUUGAUUGCACAUUGAAGGAGUUAAAAUCAGAUUCAAGCAAA
Molecule: messenger RNA, 627 nt
Organism: Culex pipiens pallens (northern house mosquito)
Lineage: Eukaryota; Metazoa; Arthropoda; Insecta; Diptera; Culicidae
Exons: 2
Coding region: 138-590 (150 amino acids)
Source: RefSeq, a predicted model, not a curated record